CAGAAGACGCUGUUAGACAAAGACCUAACUCAUCUUUCAUUGGAAUCUCGGCGUGAGUGCGCCAUAGAGGUACAACAUGAAUUCGGUGCUAUUUGUCUUUUGUUGUUUGCUGGCUUUAAAUUCUAUACAAGCUCACUAUUGGACAACUUGGUAUGAUCGAGACAACCCUAGUGGUAACGGGGAUUAUGAGACUCUGUAUGAACAAAAGAAACUAGGUUACGUCUGUGGCGGAUGUAAACCCAUCGGGGCAGAGUGUCGCGUGAGGGGAUCAGUUUAUACGUUCACGCGCUGGUAUGGGACAGCUCCAGAUAAAUUAUCGAUUCACUGUCUACCCACCAAAGGUCUGGCGUGUGUCAACUCCCAGCAACCCGACUUAUCCUGCAAUGACUAUGAGAUAAGAUACUUGUGCCCUACUACGUCUGGAACAUGGACAAGCUAUUUAGAUAGGGAUAACCCUAGUGGCACCGGCGACUGGGAGAACGUGGCGGCUUUUAGGGUAAGGUUACCCAAGUGUCAUUAA
Molecule: messenger RNA, 520 nt
Organism: Lingula anatina
Lineage: Eukaryota; Metazoa; Brachiopoda; Lingulata; Lingulida; Lingulidae
Product: mucin-5B-like
Source: RefSeq, a predicted model, not a curated record